Molecule: messenger RNA, 1020 nt
Organism: Polyodon spathula (Mississippi paddlefish)
Lineage: Eukaryota; Metazoa; Chordata; Actinopteri; Acipenseriformes; Polyodontidae
Gene: psenen
Product: presenilin enhancer, gamma-secretase subunit
Exons: 4
Coding region: 158-463 (101 amino acids)
Biological process (GO): Notch receptor processing
Cellular component (GO): gamma-secretase complex
Source: RefSeq, a predicted model, not a curated record
CUUAGCUGCGCUCAGUCGCGUCCUCUAGCAGGAAGCGGGCGGGGGUAUUAUUCUUAUUUGUUGUUCUUCGCAUCCUGGUUGAUUUGUUUUCUGUCUCAUCGGAAGGGUGCGUGUGUGUGUUUUUCAGCUGUAAUCAGUAACGCAAUCGCAGUGAAGCAUGAAUCUGGAGCGCAUGCCGAACGAGGACAAACUGAACCUGUGCAGGAAGUAUUACCUGGGUGGCUUUGCUCUGCUCCCCUUCCUGUGGCUCGUCAAUGUGGUCUGGUUCUUCAGGGAAGCCUUCAUGAAGCCUGUGUACACGGAGCAGGCGCUGCUCAGAACAUAUGUGAAGCGCUCGGCGCUCGGGCUGCUGUUCUGGGUGGCGGUUCUCACCACGUGGAUCACCAUCUUCCAGCACUUCAGAGCAGAGUGGGGCGAGGUGGCAGACUACCUGUCCUUCACCAUCCCGCUGGGGAUCCCCUGAGAGAGAGAGAGAGAGCGCAUACCAGACCCCUCACCCCACUCUGCCCCUCGGAAUCACGUUGCCAGCUGCUUCAGCUUUAAAUAUUUUGGUUUAGUUUUUCUCUUUCUGAAACAUUCAGAGUGUUUCCAUUGAAAACGCAUCCCAGUAGCUUCUAUAGAUAAGUAUGUGUAGUGUGUGCCAUCUGCAUUGUGUUGUCCUGCUCUCUCUCUUUGACUGGGGUUGUAAUGGAGAUCAGAACAGUUGAGUCGGCUUGUAAUUCUGUUCAGUUAAAAUAUGAAAAUGAUGACACGUUUCAGAUUGGCAGAAGUGCGUUGAACCCCCUGCCCCCCACAGGGCAUGUUCCCAGUUUUACAAGGACCAAAAAGCCAAUGCAUCGAGUUAGUCAGCCUGCAGUUCUUUCAUAGGAAAGAACUGCAUUGUGUGAAAGUUUUACAGUAGCUUCAAAUUAGCAUCUACAUUCAGCGUGCCUGUAAUUACACGGGUGGGAAUAAGACUCCUAUUGCACAGCGGUUUCACCCAUUCCAGGUUUUAAUACAAGCUUGAUCAGCCCCCAGUGU